AUCAAUAAAAGCCGAAACUCUUUCGAAAGCAUCAAUCAGUUUUCUGUGAAUGUUCUAAGCGACACAAGCGAAAUUGAGCGUAGAGAGAUGAACAAGUUUGCGGUGAUUUUCGUUACCUUGGCGGUUUUGAGCGCCGUUACUGCCUAUGGCGGUGGUGGUGGUAAAUAUGGUGGUGGCAGUGGCGGCUACGGACCCGGUGGCGGUGGUGGUGGUUUCGGACCAGGUGGUGGCGGUGGCUUUGGUCCUGGCGGUGGUAGUGGAGGCGGUGGCGGUGGCGGCGGCGGCGGCGGUGGUGGUGGUGGUGGUGGUCAUGGUGGUGGCGGCUUUGGACCUGGCGGAGGUAGUGGUGGUUUCGGACCAGGUGGCGGUAGUGGUGGUCAUAGCGGAGGCGGUGGUGGUCAUAGCGGCGGCGGUGGUGGCUUUGGACAAGGCGGCGGUGGUGGUUUUGGACAAGGCGGCGGUGGUGGCCUUGGUCACAGUGGUGGUGGUGGCUUUGGACCUGGUGGUGGCAGCGGUGGUUUUGGAUCUGCUGGCAGCGGUGGUUUUGGUUCUGGCAGCGGCGGUGGCUUUGGAUCUGGCGGCGGCUAUGGCGGUGGUCAUAGCGGUGGUCAGGGUGGCUAUAAAAAGCAUGGCUAUUAGAUUAAGGACUAUUGUAAGCAUACCCAUUUACUGUGAUUUUUACAAUUGCAAAAUCAAAACUUUCGAGUGUUGAAUCUUGUUCUAAAUGCGUGUUUUGUGGAACUACUUUUGCUGUCAAAUGAUUAUUGAAAUAAAUGUGUUUUUUCAUAACUAC
This is a messenger RNA of Ceratitis capitata (Mediterranean fruit fly), 793 nucleotides long. RefSeq names its product glycine-rich cell wall structural protein 1. The coding region runs from base 88 to 639 and encodes 183 amino acids. The transcript has 2 exons. The record is from RefSeq and is a predicted model, not a curated record. NCBI's taxonomy places the organism in Eukaryota, Metazoa, Arthropoda, Insecta, Diptera, Tephritidae.